Molecule: messenger RNA, 4527 nt
Organism: Adineta steineri
Lineage: Eukaryota; Metazoa; Rotifera; Eurotatoria; Adinetida; Adinetidae
Source: the annotation of a GenBank genome assembly
AUGAUUCAAUUUAAUUGUGAUGGUUCACUUUCGACAACUACGAAAUGGACAAUAAAGAAUUGCACGUCAACUAGUUGUUCAGUUGAAAUUCUAUCAAGUGAAAAAGUUAAGACAACAUUUAGUGAACUUUAUAUUCCAUCAAGAACUCUUGAUUAUGGUGUCUAUCAACUAACAUUGACUGUGACAAUGAUUGAUUCACCGAAUUUAAAAUCAUCAUCUUCAGCUUAUGUAAGAAUAACUGCAACAGGUAUAACAGCAAAUCUUGUUCAAUUAGGAACAUCUAUGGUAACACGAGGUGAUCAACAGGAUCUUUUACUUGAUCCUGGAACAUUUUCGGUUGAUCCUGAUGAAGAUACAUUUGAUGCAACUAAAUGGAAAUAUACAUAUUAUUGUCGAAUUUAUGGUUUAUAUAAUUUCCCAAAUAUACAAGGAAUAUUAUUAUCAAUUGAUGAUUCAACAGUUGAUCCUUAUAAUCCAUCAUGUUUGUCCAGUCGAUCAGGAAAUGGAACAGGAUUGAUAUUUGGAAAUUUAAGUUUAUCACCUAAUUCAUCUCUAACAGUUCUUGGCGGUUCACUUCAAUCAAAUCAAAUCUACCAAUUUAUGGUUUAUAUGGAAAAUCGUAAGAAUGCUUCUAUUCAAGCAACAGGUUAUGUUCUUAUUACAGUUGAAAUUACUCAUCCGCAACUGAUUGCUGUUGGUUGUGUAAUAUCACCAAUGUGUGUUCCAAAUCUUGAAUUUCAACUUCUUAAUCCAACAACACAAGUUGCUCUAUUUACUAUUUGUAUUGGAACUUGUACAAAUCUUCAAAAUAUUAAAUGGAAUAUUUAUCAAGGAUCGGACAAUUCAACAACUUCAAAUUCUACUCAAUGGACUUUAUUUAAUCAAACAAGUUCAUAUGAAAAUAUUUGGUUUUUUGGUACAAAUACAAGUAAUUUCACAGCAACAGAUCAAUUAUUUCUUAAUAAUCUUCAAAUAAGUCUUUGGCGUUUUGAAGUUGUUUAUACAUUCCAAUCCGCAAUAAGUACAAGUGCAUUGAAUUUUAUUAUUAAUCAACCGCCUUCAAAUGGUUCAUGUUCAAUUAAUCCUCUUAAUGGUACUAUAACUACUUUAUUUACUAUUGAGUGUCCAAAUUGGUAUGAUGUAGAUGGAAUACAAGAUUAUUCAUUAUAUGCAUGGACAACAGACAUAUCACAACGAACAAUAAUUGCAUUUUCAUCAGAAUAUAAUUUUCAAGUUCGAUUACCAACUGGUGAUAAUGAAACUUCAUUACUUAAUCUUGUUGUUUACGUUCGAGAUCUUGCGGGUUCUGUUACACAAGUGAAUAUAUCUUCUGUUAAUGUUAUUGCAGAUUUGACAAUAAUCAAUGAUUUAAUUGAUAAAAUAACAAAUUCAUCGAGUACAAUAACAAAUAAUCCAAUUGUUCGUUUACUUUCAAGUGGAAAUCAAAAUGUUGUUGGACAAAUGAUCAUUGCAUUAUCACAAGAAUUCAAUCAAAUGAAUAAUGAAAAUUUAGAUAAAGCUAUAUCAAAUGGAAUAUCAGCUGUAGAUAUUUCAGUAUCAUUAUUAGGAAGACAAAAUUUACAACAAACUUCAAUACCAUUGAAUGAAUCAGCUUUGAUUGAUUAUAAUAUAGAAUUAAAUUCUCUGGCAAAUGUUCGAGAUUAUCUAGUACCAUUUAUAACUAAUCUUCUUAUAACAACAUCAAAUAGUAUCAUAUUACAAUCAUCAUCAUUAGUUCAAUUAACCCAAGCAACAAAUCAAUUAACACGAAAUACUUUAAUGUUUGUAUCAAAUAGAUGUUAUGAAUUAUCUGCUGCAUUAUAUGCAAUGUUUGAAAAAAUCUCAUAUGAAGAUGCUCAAUCAGCAUCAAAUCAACUUUUUCAAUGUGCUUCAAAUAUUUUAAAUGCUGUGAAUGGACCAUUACAAGGACGAACAAGUACACUUGACUUAGAUUAUUCUCGUGCAAAUAUGGUACCAACUGAUUAUAAUACUGAUCUUGAAUCUGCAUGGUCAAAUUUAAAUUUAUUUUCUGGUGGAAAUGAUUUUUCUACUGAAACAAUUGAAAGAAAUCGAAAUAUUUAUUAUCAAAAACAAUUAGCAAAUCAAAUCAAUAGUCAAGUAACACAAAUGAUAUCAUUAUUAACUUCUUCAUUAAAUAUUCAUUUAAAUAUUGGUCAAAAGUCAAUAAUUAACACAUCUCAAUCAUUUGUAUCAUUAGAAACUAUAUCAAUUCAAUCACUCAAAGAUAAACUUGUGAAACAAGUUGAAAAUGCUCAAUUUAAUAUUCCAUCCAGUUUUAUUUUAAACUCAACGUCUAAUUCUUCAAUUUCACUUCGAUCAAGAGUAGAUCCACUUGCUUCAUUUGGAAAUUUCCAAAAUACGAAUCUUUCAAGAUCAACUUCACUUUCAAUUAUCGAUCAAAAUGGAAAUGAAGUUUCGUUUCAAGCCAAUGGAAAUAAUUCAAUAAAACUAAUAAUUCCUCGUGAUCCAAAUCUAGUAAUUCCAUCAAUGUAUUUACAAACUGUUACAUCAAUUAAUUCAACUAUUAAUAAUUUAUUAUUUAAUUAUCAUUAUAUUAAUAUAACAAGUUCACUUCCUAUUUCAAUUCAUUUUGAAAUUCAUUCUUUAAAUACAAAUUUAAGUUAUUUAUUUAUUUAUAAGUUCGAUCAAACACCACUAUUAAAUAGUUCAAUUAAUAUUAUUGAUGGAUGGACACUAUUUUGUCCUUUUAAUUUAACCAAUGAUGAUAUAUAUCGAUAUUUUAUUGAUAAUCAACAAACACCUGGUCAUCAAUCAUUAAUUUUUGGAAUACGAGAAUUAAAUUCAACAGAAAUAAAUAAUUAUUGUUUAAAUAGUUCUUCAAUAAACACGUCUUUACCAAUUACCAGUGAACCAUUUAAUUUUACAUCAAAUUAUGAACUUCGUAUAUAUACAUCAGGUUGUUAUUAUCUUGAUGAAAAUAAUAAUUGGAAAUCAGAUGGAUUAAUUGUUGGAUCGUUGACAAAUCAUUAUGAAACAGAAUGUUUAUCAACUCAUUUAACAUCAUUUGCUGGUGGUUUUAUUGUUCUACCAGAACCAAUUAAUUGGAGUUAUGUUUUUGCAAAUGCUGAUUUUCUAAAAAAUAAAACAAUUUAUUUAACAGUUAUUUGUAUAUCUAUUGCUUAUAUUAUUUUGAUGAUUUUUGGACGUUUUAAAGAUAGAAAAGAUAUUGAAAAAUUAGGAGUAACACCAUUACCUGAUAAUGAUAAAUCUGAUCAAUAUUAUUAUCAAAUUCUUGUUUUUACUGGUCAACGAGCAAAUUCUGGAACACAAUCAAAAGUUCAUUUUAUUCUCUCGAGUGAUAAUGAUGAAACGCGUGUUCGAACAUUCUCAGAUCCUCAUCGAAAAAUACUUCAACGUGGUGGAAUUGAUUCAUUUAUUAUGAGUGUUCCAAAUAAUUUAUCUUUACUUCAUCAAUUACAAUGGAUUGAUUCUAAGACAAGAGCUGUUAUUAUUCAAUUAACUUUAUAUAAUCCAAAUGUUGCAUUGUUUACUUCAGUUACUUUUCUGCUCGAAUUUUUAUCUGCAAGUGGAAUUCAUUCAUCCGCUCGUUUUGAACCACUUAAUUUCUAUGUAUUUACAUCAUUAACACAAUUGAUUUGUACAAUUAUUUAUAUAUGUUUUAUUAUUUAUUUUCUUAUUAUUGAAAUAAAAUUAUUAAUUAAACUAAAAUUAGAAUAUUUUUAUGAAUUUUGGUCAGUAAUUCAAAUUGGUAUAAUAAGUUGUUCGAUUACAAGUAUUAUUAUUUAUAUUUGGCGUUUUAAAGAAUAUAAUCGCUUAAGUUCACUUUUUCGCGAAACAAAUGGUUAUGUUUAUAUUAAUUUACAAAUGAUAGUUUAUGUUGAUGAUGUUUUAACAUCUCUUCUUGGUUUUUGUUGUUUUUUUGGAACAAUUAAAUUUAUUAAAUUUAUUCGGUUUAAUAAAUCAUUAAGAAUAUUUGUUCAAACACUUAAAUAUGUUACAAAAGACAUUAUUUCAUUUUCAUUUAUGUUUUCAAUUGUAUUUAUGUCUUUUCUUUCAUUAUUUUAUUUAUUAUUUACUUCAAGCAUUGCAUCAUGUUCAAGUUUAUUAUCAACAGCUCAAAUGUUAUUUGAAAUAACAUUAAUGAGUUUUGAUGCAACUGAUUUUACUGGAGCUGAUCCAUUUCUGGGUCCAUUUUGUUUUUCAGUCUUUAUUAUUAUUGUUGUUUUUAUAUGUUUAAGUAUGUUUAUUUCAAUACUUAAUGAUGGUUUUCAUCAUGUUGAAGAAACUCCAAUUGAAGAUCAACAAAUUUUAUCAUAUAUGUUAAAGAAAUUUUUAAAUUGGACACAUUUGCGAAGACCAAAUGUUGAAGAACUUUAUGAAAUACAAGACUCUCGAAUGCGUUCUCAAUAUGUUGAUCCAAUUGAAAAUUUUCCUGAUAAAAUUGAUCAAUUAUUAGAAGCAAUCGAUCGAAUUUAUAUCGAUCAAAAAAAAGAAUUAUUAAAAUUAAAAAGAGCUGGAGUUUAA